GACAUUGUUACAUAGAAGUAAUUAAUUUCACUAAGAGAUAUAAACACACAUUAAGAAAAUGGAGACUCUUGUUAAGUUUGUGUGCCUUAUUGCUUUUGUUGUACUUGUUAGUGUUGCAAGUGUGGAAAGUGCUGGUGAAUGUGGAAAAUCCACUACACCAGAUAAUGAAGCUUUUAAGCUAGCUCCUUGUGCAAGUGCAGCACAAGAUGAAAAUGCAAGUGUGUCACAAAGUUGUUGUGCUCAGGUUAAGAAACUUGGUCAGAAUCCAAGUUGUUUAUGUGCUGUUAUGCUAUCAAACACUGCCAAAAUGUCUGGUGCUGACCCUCAAAUUGCUGUGACUAUCCCUAAACGUUGCAACAUUGCUACUCGCCCUGUUGGUUACAAGUGUGGACCUUACACUCUGCCUUGAUAGAGUUGAGGUUAUUGCUGAAAACAAAGAUAAAUGGGAUAUGCAUCGUUGCUGUUAGCUACUAGUAUGGUGAUUAUCACAGCUUCUUUGAGUUGUCUUGUAACUUUGUUGUUGUUUAUAGUGGAUAAGAAGAGCUAGCAGCUCACUUGUGUACACCCUGAAUAAAACAUGCACUUUCAGUUCAGUGUUUUAUUUUAUGAAUCUUAUUAAACUUUAUGGUUGAUGCUUUUA
Molecule: messenger RNA, 640 nt
Organism: Cicer arietinum (chickpea)
Lineage: Eukaryota; Viridiplantae; Streptophyta; Magnoliopsida; Fabales; Fabaceae
Biological process (GO): systemic acquired resistance
Molecular function (GO): fatty acid binding
Source: RefSeq, a predicted model, not a curated record